AUGUUGGAUGGGGCUAGCGUCGUGAAUGGCUUUCUAGAGAAGAUCCUUCGCAAGUGCUCGCAAGAGUUGCGUGGGGUCAAUCGAAGUCAGGUGAAUAUCUACGACCCUCGCGUACCGGAGGAAGACAAGAAACCUCUACGGCUGGCAACUCCACUGGAUGGCCUUGGAGUAAAACUGGAGGAAGCUCUAAUUGUGCAAGUGGAGCUGAACGCGCCGAUCUUUGUUAACCAGAUUUAUCUGCACGGCCUGAGCACGGACUCGCCCCACCUCGAGCGCGAAGAACUUAUGGAAAGAGUGUACACGAGUUUGUGGGCGGAUAACAACCGAUUCGUCCUCUUAUCAGCGCCUCCAGCCCCGGGAAAGUCCUCGCUGUUGAUCCUGUUUGCUCAUCGGUACACCCACUUGAACUGCAUGUAUGUCAUCGUGGCUGCCGGACAACGUCCGCUUUAUCAUCUCUGCUGGGACCACGCGAAGAUCUGGAGUCGAGAGCCCCAAGGAGUUUCGAACUCUCGUGACGUUUGGAAGACGUGA
This is a messenger RNA of Phytophthora sojae, 531 nucleotides long. RefSeq lists its product as hypothetical. The coding region runs from base 1 to 531 and encodes 176 amino acids. The transcript has a single exon. NCBI's taxonomy places the organism in Eukaryota, Oomycota, Peronosporomycetes, Peronosporales, Peronosporaceae. The record is from RefSeq and is a predicted model, not a curated record.